AGAAGAAGAAGAAGAAGAAGAAGAAGAAGAAGAAGAAGAAGAAGUAUGAUGGCGACGGAAGCGAAACGACGCAAGGUGGCUGAUGGUUCAGAGCUCAGUCCCGUGCAGAACUUUCUACAGUGGUGUGACAGAGUCUGCUUGGUACUCAGCAGUAAGGUGUGUGUGAGUAAAGAGGGAACAGUGGCAGAGUAUGGGAUGCUGGCGAAGGACAGCAUAGAGGAGGGGGAGAUUUUAUUCACCAUCCCCAGAUCAGCUCUUCUCCACCAGGGAACAACCAAGAUCUCUGCCCUGCUGGAGAAAGAGAGGUCAUCUCUGGAGAGCUCGUCUGGCUGGGUUCCUCUGCUGCUGGCUCUGCUAUAUGAGUAUACAUCCUCAGAGUCCCAUUGGAAACCAUACUUCUCUCUGUGGACCGACUUCAAAACACUGGACCAGCCCAUGUUCUGGUCUAAAGAGGAGAGAGACACACUGUUGAAGGGUACAGGCAUUUCUGAGGCCGUGAACACAGACUUGGUAAACAUCCAGAGGGAAUACACAGAUGUGGUCCUUCCCUUUAUCACUAAACAUCCCAACCUCUGGAACCCUGACACACACACACUGGAGCUGUACACACAGCUGGUGGCCUUUGUCAUGGCAAACAGCUUCCAGGAGCCACAAGAAGAGCAGGACAAUGAGGAGGAGGAGGACGAGGAGGAGGAGGAGAAGGCCCCCAACCCACCGAUGAUGGUUCCCAUGGCUGACAUGCUUAACCAUGUGUCCAAUCACAAUGCUAAUCUUGAGUUUUCACCAGACAGUUUGAAGAUGGUUUGUGUGCGCCCCAUUCAUAAAGGCGAGGAGGUGUUUAACACCUAUGGGCAGAUGGCCAACUGGCAGCUGCUGCAUAUGUAUGGCUUCACAGAGUCGUAUCAAAGCAACAGCAAUGACACUGCUGACAUCCCCAUCACCAACUUCUACAAAGCCGCCACACAAGAUAUUCAGUCUGAUUUAGACCGGCAGCUGGUGGAGGAGCAGUGGGAGACACUGCGUCAGAUGAUGGAAGAGAAAGAAGCAGCUAUUGUCUUUGGCAAACAAGGCUGCCUGACAGACACAGAGCUGCACACUGUGCUCAAGGUGCUGUGCAUGUCAAAAGAGGAGCUCUCAGAGUUCAAAGAUAAUGAAGGAUGGGAGGAAGACGAAGAGGAAGAUGAGAAGAUUUUCCUUGCUUUCUGUAAUGAGGGUCUCCCUGGAUUAAAGGCUUCAUGGAAAAGGCUAAUUCACGAAGCAGCCCGUUUGACUGUGAGGUGCUAUGGAGUUGGGGAUGAGGAGGGGGAGAUAGAAGGAGAGCGUGUGGACAGUGACCACGUGCUGAUCGAGGACAAGGCAGCGCUUGCAGAACUGAACAGCAGACAGCAGAAUGCACUACAAGUACGCUUCGGGCAGAAGAGCAUCCUGUACACACUGAUGGAGCUCACUAAGUCGUGACUUCAGCUCCAGCAGUGAGUGGGGCCACUGGAGAGUUUGUCUCACAAACAUCUCUCUCAUGAUGCACUGUCAAUAAAUGUUUUUUCUAAAAUCUUGAA
Molecule: messenger RNA, 1556 nt
Organism: Chelmon rostratus (copperband butterflyfish)
Lineage: Eukaryota; Metazoa; Chordata; Actinopteri; Chaetodontiformes; Chaetodontidae
Gene: setd6
Product: SET domain containing 6, protein lysine methyltransferase
Exons: 9
Coding region: 46-1458 (470 amino acids)
Biological process (GO): peptidyl-lysine monomethylation
Cellular component (GO): nucleus
Molecular function (GO): protein binding; protein-lysine N-methyltransferase activity
Source: RefSeq, a predicted model, not a curated record